AAACUCUUGACUUUUUAUCUGCAUCUUUUGUAUUCUGAUAUCAUUUUCAAGAUUUCUUUCUUUUCUAUAUUGUUGGUGGCUUCCAUGUCAGAGAGACAAAGGGUAAUGAUCAGCAUGUCAACAGGUCAAAGGACUGGCUCUGAUCUGGUCUACUGGUUGAAUUUGGAGAGCAUCGUCAGCUCAGGCAUCUCACUAGAAAAGGAACAAUUUCAGCCACACCAAAUGACAAGAGCAUAAGAACGAGCGACCCACUCCUUCCUCAGAAAGUUAAGAGGUCGUCCUAUCUCUCUUUGUAUAUAAAUCACCCUCCUCUCUCUUCUCUGUGUCAUGCACUUGCAAAGAAUUGAGAAUAUCCUCUAAAUUUGGCCAUGGAAAUUCAUUUCCAAAGGCAAGACCAUUAUCUUCAUCAGCAGCAGCCACAGCAGAAACCACUCUCGCCCAUCAGGAAAACCAAGUUCAAAUCCACACCCUCCAACAACACAGCCAAGAGCAAGUUUGUAGGAGUCAGACAGAGGCCUUCAGGGAAAUGGGUGGCCGAAAUUAAGGACACGACCCAGAAGAUCAGAAUGUGGCUCGGCACCUUCGACACCGCCGAGGAAGCUGCAAGGGCCUAUGAUGAGGCCGCAUGUCUCCUCCGUGGUUCCAACACGAGGACCAACUUCUCCCCUCAUCUCCCUACCAAUUCUGCUCUUUCCCUCAAGAUCAGGAACCUCUUGAAUCAGAAAAUCAGUUCGCGAUGGGACCGGCCCGUCAUUUCGCCUCCCAAUUCGAAUUCCACCAAAAAACCCGCUUCACGGACCAAUUCAACUACUAGCACAAGCAGCAUGAUCAGCCUCAGCACUGUCACCAAUGUGUACACAAGUAGUGACAGUGAUUGCUCCUUCUACAGUGGGAUGAUGCAAGAUGCCCAGAUUUUCGACGAUGCCUACAGACCGGAUUUGAGCAGCUGCCUAGCGAGCCUCGGAUCGACACCUAUGUCUCAAUACAACCAUUCAUGGGCAUUCGCCUCCGGCCUGGAUCAGCUCCCUUUAGUCCAAGAGGACGGAUUGCCGAAGCACGGGCCAUAUGCUUCCACAACUGAUUUGGAGCUCUCAGAGUUUGAACGUAUGAAAGUGGAGAGGCAGAUUUCUGCUUCACUUUACGCGAUUAAUGGACUCAACGAGUACUUGGAGAACACGUACAAUUCGAACGAAACUAUGUGGGAUCUUCCCACAUUGAGCCAAUUGUUCUGUCAGAGUUGAAACAGAGAGAUCUAUCUUUCAAUGCUGUUCUCUUCCAUUCCAUGGACCUUACUAUGUGUUAGGUAGAUUCUGUCAA
This is a messenger RNA of Syzygium oleosum, 1317 nucleotides long. RefSeq names its product ethylene-responsive transcription factor ERN1. Gene Ontology annotation, molecular function: DNA-binding transcription factor activity; DNA binding. Gene Ontology annotation, biological process: regulation of DNA-templated transcription. The transcript has a single exon. The record is from RefSeq and is a predicted model, not a curated record. NCBI's taxonomy places the organism in Eukaryota, Viridiplantae, Streptophyta, Magnoliopsida, Myrtales, Myrtaceae. Bases 369 to 1241 code for a protein of 290 amino acids.